UUUUUUUUUUCACUAUUUAUUUUCUUUUCUAAAGUGUUUAAAAUUUAACUCGCGAAAGAAAAAUUGAAUUCUUCUUUUUCUUUAUUGUAUUAAAAUUAUUAACGGCACGUGGCAAUUUAUAAAAUUUUUGCAUAUGUGUGUUUGUGUUUAUAGCGGUCUAACAUAUCAACAGAAGAGAGAUAAUAGAGAAGUGGUUUUUAUGCACGUGGUUCCGAGUUUUAAAUGAAUGUGAUGAAUCGCUCGCAAAAAUAGAAAGAAGCAUGUUUUUUUUUUUUUUUUUUUGUAAAUAUAUUUUUAUUUCGAAUUAAAUUUUUCUAUUAAGUUUUUUUUCUGCAUGAAUAAUAUAAAAAAAAAAAAUUGUAUUUAAAAAAAGUUAUAAUAUAUAAAUAAAUUAAAAUAUUUAUAAAUAAAAAUAAAAAAAUAAAUAAAGUAGAAAAUUUAUAUAUAUAUAUUUUUUUUAAAUAACAAUAAAGUCCAAAAAAAUGUUUACACGAUUUUUAUGGUUGUUACCAAUUUUUUUUGGUAUUUAUAUUAUAACAACAAAUAAUUAUUUAUUAGAAUCAAUUGAAAAUUAUUUAACAAAGUGCAUUGAUGAUUUUUUUAAUGCAAUUAAUGAUAAUAAUAAUGACGAGGAACAAAUUAUUAUAAAUAAUAAUAAUAAUGAUGAAGAGAGAAUUUGGACUCGUUUGGAAUUAGAAAAAUAUACAAAUUUAGAAAAUGGAUUGUACCUUGCAAUAUUGGGUAAAGUUUUUGAUGUUACAAAAGGAGUUAAACAUUAUGGACCCGGAGAAACUUAUCAUUCAUUUACUGGACGCGAUGGUUCUUUGGCUUUUAUAACCGGUGAUUUUACCGAAACUGGAAUGAAAGACGAUAUCACGAGUUUAACGCCUCAACAAAUAAAAGCCCUUAAUUCGUGGGUUGAUUUUUACACAAAAUCAUAUUCUUACAAGGGAAAAUUAGUGGGAAAUUUUUAUAAUUCCGAUGGAAGUCCAGCGGCGGGAUUUCAUUAUCUUGUGGCAAAAUUAAAACAAGCUGAAGAAAAUGAAUCGGCGGAAGCUGAGAAAAAUCGUAUUUUUCCCCCUUGUAAUGUCGAAUGGACACCGGAAACUGGAUCUCGUGUUUGGUGCACAACUUCAAGUGGAGGAAUUCAUCGCGAAUGGAGCGGAGUGCCGAGAAUGUAUUUUGAAAAUCCAUCAUCAAAACAACACCGCUGUGCCUGCGUGAAUCUUGAAAGUCGUGAAUUUAAGGAGAAUAUGGCAAAUUUUCGAAAAUUCGAAAAAUGCCCACCUAAUUCUACAUCCUGUCAAAUAAUUCUCGAUAAUUGAUAAUUUCGCCCCCCCCCCCCAAAAAAAAGCAGAAAAAAAUGCCGUCCAUUUAAAAGAAAAAAUAUUUUUAUAAUACAUAAUAUUAAUUUAAUUAUUCCAUUUACUUAUCAAUAAAUAUGUUAAAAUUUCUUUAUAAAAAAAAUGGAAUAAAAAGAUUCAAAAAUUCCUUUUUUUUUAAAAAAGGAAUUACAACGAAAAUAAGAAAAAUAAUAAAAAUAAUCUAUUUUAUUUUACAAAAAAAAAGAAAAUUUUGUAUUUUAAAAAUAUAAAUAUAAAAAGAAGUCAUAAUAUUCUAAAGAAAAAAUUUUGUAGUUGUGUCCAAUUGGCGUAAAAAUGUCUUUUCAAAACUGCAAAACCAGCUUUUUAAUAAUAAAAAAAAAUUUUUUAAAAAAAGAAAAAAAAAUUUCCGUAUCCAAAAUAAAAAAAGUUAAAAAAAAAAAUAAACUCUAAAAUUCUGUUUAAAAAAAAUUCCCGAAUUGAAAAUAAUUAAA
Leptopilina boulardi is the source of this 1816-nucleotide messenger RNA. RefSeq names its product neuferricin. The coding region runs from base 483 to 1325 and encodes 280 amino acids. Gene Ontology annotation, cellular component: endomembrane system; membrane. The record is from RefSeq and is a predicted model, not a curated record. NCBI's taxonomy places the organism in Eukaryota, Metazoa, Arthropoda, Insecta, Hymenoptera, Figitidae. The transcript is spliced from 5 exons.